AUGGCCGUGGCUAUGGCAAAGGAAGUGAGCAAGAUGGAAGCAAAGAGUAAGACUAGAGUCAUGGCUGAAACUAAGGCAAAACCCCUGGCAGAACUUGGUGUAGUGCCCCAAAACAAUUCUAAAGCCAUGCCUACAUCCAGGUUCAGUGCUGUGUACAAGUAUGAAGUCAAGGCUGAUGCUGGAAGUGAAGCCAAUAUCAGGUCCUUUUCCAAGGCUGAUAAUAAGGCCGAUAUUGGAUCCAGACCCCUGAGAAGGAAAGAGGCCAGCACCAAGUUCAGGGAUGGGGACAGAGCUGGUAUAAUCGAGUCCAAUGAUGAGGAUGAAGAAAAUGUCUGCUCCUGGUUCUGGACUGGAGAAGAGCCUAGUUUAGGAUCCUGGUUCUGGCCUGAAGAAGAGAACCCUUAUCAAGUUUAUAAACCUCCACCACCUAAGAUCGAGGAAAAGCCCGAGCCCACACCCAAACCUGAACUUACUAUAAAGCAAAAAGCAGCAGCAUGGUCAAGGGCCAGGUAUAGUGUCCUAGUCCCAAUAGAUGGAGGGGAACCAUCCUUGCCUCCAGAAGGGAAUUGGACUCUGGUUGCAACCUUGAUUGAAACUCCUCUGGGUAUUCGGCCUCUGACCAAGAUCCCACCCUUUGAUGAUGGGCCUUACUUCCAGACCUUAGCUGAGAUCAAAGAACAGAUUAGGUAUAGGGAAAAGUAUGGGCCCAAUCCAAAAACCUGCCGCUGCAAAUCACGUGUCUUCACUUUAGAGCCUAAAGAGUUUGAUAAACUUGUUGCCCUACUUACGUUAACUAGGGAUCCUUUCAUUCAUGGAAUAGCAAGGAUGAUAAUGGGCAUCAGUCCUGCUUAUCCAUUUACCCAAGAUAUAGUUCAUGAUGUAGGUAUUACUGUUAUGAUUGAAAACCUGGUCAAUAAUCCCAAUGUUAAAGAACACCCGAGAGCUUUAAAUAAAGUGGAUGACAACUCUGAAUCUUCUGAAGAAGCAAAAACAGGAGAGUCAUAUGUAAAUGAAGUCUGUAAGGACAUAAUCUCUUAUCCUUUGAACUCCCCUGUGCAACUUGCUGAACUAAAAUUAUUGGAGCACUUGAGUGUGAAAUUUGAGAAUCACCAUAUGAUUGCCAAUUAUAUUCCAGAUCUCCUCACCUUGUUAAACAAGGGAAAUGUCAAAACCAAGUUUUAUGUUUUAAAAGUGUUUUCGCGCUUGUCUAAAAAUCAAGCCAAUACAAGAGAAUUGAUCAGUGCCAAAGUACUGUCAUCAUUGGUUGCACCCUUUAACAAGAAUGAGUCAAAGGCCAAUAUUCUUAAUAUUAUUGAAAUUUUUGAGAAUAUAAAUUUCCAAUUCAAAAAGAAGGUGAAGUUAUUUACCAAGGAAGAGUUCACUAAAUAUGAACUUAUUUCCAUAUUCCAGGAAGCAAAACAGUUUGGUCAGAAACUCCAAGACUUAGCAGAACACAGUGAUCCUGAGAGAGAGUGGAAGAGAAGGGGAGAGACAGAGAGAGAGAAACAUCUAUGUGAGAGAGACAUCGAUUGGACCGAGGCCGGGGAUCAAGCCUGCAACUGAGGAGUUAAAAUGAAGGACAACUGAUCACACUUGGGCAUUAAGCUUACCUGAAAA
Molecule: messenger RNA, 1617 nt
Organism: Eptesicus fuscus (big brown bat)
Lineage: Eukaryota; Metazoa; Chordata; Mammalia; Chiroptera; Vespertilionidae
Gene: ARMCX5
Product: armadillo repeat containing X-linked 5
Exons: 3
Coding region: 1-1563 (520 amino acids)
Source: RefSeq, a predicted model, not a curated record